Ficedula albicollis (Collared flycatcher) is the source of this 5409-nucleotide messenger RNA. It is a transcript of the gene LIMCH1, whose product is annotated as LIM and calponin homology domains 1. Gene Ontology annotation, cellular component: stress fiber. NCBI's taxonomy places the organism in Eukaryota, Metazoa, Chordata, Aves, Passeriformes, Muscicapidae. Bases 382 to 5133 code for a protein of 1583 amino acids. Gene Ontology annotation, biological process: positive regulation of stress fiber assembly; regulation of focal adhesion assembly. Gene Ontology annotation, molecular function: myosin II head/neck binding. The record is from RefSeq and is a predicted model, not a curated record. The transcript has 33 exons.
CAAGUGACGGGCAGAAGUUUUGGUGAGAAAGAUUUUCGUUCCGGAUUAGAAAACGGCAUUCUUCUGUGUGAGUUGCUGAAUGCGAUAAAGCCAGGAUUGGUAAAAAAGAUCAACAGACUGCCGACCCCCAUUGCAGGUUUGGAUAAUAUCAUAUUAUUCUUAAGAGGCUGCAAAGAACUGGGACUUAAAGAAUCUCAGCUUUUUGAUCCUGGUGAUCUGCAGGACACAUCAAACAGAGUAACCAUCAAGAACAUUGACUAUAGUAGGAAGCUGAAAAAUGUAUUAGUCACCAUUUAUUGGCUAGGGAAAGCAGCAAACAGCUGCACGUCAUAUAGUGGAUCAACCCUGAACCUGAAGGAGUUUGAAGGCUUCCUGGCACAAAUGAGAAAGGAAACAGAGGAUAUUGAGAGCCCCAAGCGCAGCAUUCGUGACAGCGGCUACAUAGACUGCUGGGACUCUGAGCGCAGUGAUUCCCUCUCCCCGCCUCGCCACGGCAGAGAUGAUUCCUUUGACAGUCUGGACUCCUUUGGCUCCCGCUCGCAGCAGACACCAUCUCCAGAUGUAGUGCUCAGAGGCAGUAGUGAUGGGAGAGGAAGUGACUCGGAAACUGACCUGCCACACAGAAAGAUGCCAGAUGUGAAAAAAGAUGAUAUGUUGGCGAGGCGGACCUCCCACGGUGAACCUAAAUCAGCUGUGCCUUUUAACCAGUACCUCCCAAACAAGAGUAAUCAGACUUUCUAUGUACCUGCUCCGCUUCGGAAAAAGAAAGCUGAACGAGAGGAGUACCGAAAGAGCUGGAGCACAGCCACUUCACCACUAGGAGACAGACCUUUCAGCAAACCCCACCCUGAAACCAUAGAAGAAGAGCUGAAUGAAGCAUCAGGACUGUGUGAAAAGGAGAAAGUGGGCUCCAUGGCUCCUGAAGCAAGCUCCCUUAAAGAUCAAUUAGGUAUGAAUCAAAGUGAAGAAAACUCCAUAGACCAGUCUCCUUCAUGUAGUGCAAAAGAAACAUCAGCGCCCAAGGGGAAAGAUGUGGAAGAGAUAAAAAAGUUAAGAAGACUUGAACAAGCUGGUAUUAAGGUCAUGUCAGCAGCCCAGCGCUAUGGCAGUAAAAAGCCAAUAUGUGAAGACAACGGAAGCGUUCCAGACAUCAUCCUUCGCAAGGACAACCCAUUCAUGACACAUUAUCAAGGAAAGGAUUCUGGUUCAGAAGAUGAAGCAGCCAGCAGAGUUCCUGAUUUAGAAAAGGAUGACUUUGCCACCAGGAGAGCCAGAAUGAAUCAACCCAAACACAUAGUUCCAUUUAACUCCUUUUUAGUUGGACCCUAUACAAGUAAAGAGAAAGGUAAACUGGAAGAUGUUAAAAAGCCAUUGCAGAUGGAAAAAAAGGAACAUGCAAGAAGAAGACGGGUGCACAUGGCAUCAGUAAGGCAAGUAGUUACAAGCGAAGAGAACCCACUUCUGCAAAAUGAGAAGACUGAGUCAGAGGAGGAGCAGCAGGUGAAAGAGCUUGAUAAUGAAAGAGAUGAUUUGGUGAAACAGAAAUCUCAAAGGGUUCUUCCUCAGCUACAGGAAGAUGUCCUUUGUGUCAAUGCUUCUGUAACAAAAGCAGAUCUGGAGACCUGGAAAAGAUUGAAACUGUCAGGGGAGCCCAGUGAAGAAGAUUUCAGAUGUUCCAGCAACACCCUGUCACCAACUGAUACCACAGUGAAAGCGGCAGCACAAGAUGAUUUUGCUGUCCGCAAAACCAGAGCAAACAAAAAGACUGGUAGCCCCAAGCAGAAGUUUGUGCAUUUUGGGCCAGUAACUGAGAUUGAUCAACAGAAAUGGGACAAGCUUGUUAUUGGCAGAGCUUCUUCCAAGAGUGGAACAGAAGAGGAAAGCAAGAAAGACGGUGUGGAAAGUCUCUCUGGUGUUGAAAGCUCUCCUUCAACCACUGCUGUCAGUCUCAGGUUUGCUGAACACAGCAGUGAAGUAUCUGAGCCAGAAAAUGAGUCCAGUGAGGGCGGAGUCAGGUCAGGUACAGAUGACUCUUGCAAGAGAAUUCCAUCACCUGUACCGGCUUCUGAUGUCAUCUCUGAAAAACAAACCCCAUGGAGUCUGAGCAAACAGCAAGAAAGCACCAAGGAAGAAUGUGACAGGAAGUUACCAGAUAUUGAGAGAGAUGAUAUGUUGGUUAGAAGGAUGGGAACUUUUUCGAGGCGUGCCACAAGCUCCAUUCCCAUAAAUUGUCCUCCCCUGUCAGUAGCUCCUUAUCUGUUGCAGCAGCAGAAAGAGGAGGUUGUAACUCGUGAAAAGGAUUUGAAGACUCUGCAGGAAGGAGAAAGUACUAUCAGACAAGAAGAGAGCCAAGAGCAGCUUCAAAUCCCUCAGCUGCAGAAUGAUGGAACGGAAAACAACAUGAAAUUCCCAGACCCACAAAGAGAUGACAUGCUAGCCAGAAGAACUGGAGCUUUUCUUAAACAGCCUGAGCCCAGUGUUAAUCAGUUCCUUCCCAUGCCAUUUUCAAAGCAGCAGAAUAAGCAGGGCACAGCUACAGAACUUGAGAAGAAAGCCACGAGGCCUGAAAAAUGUCCACAAGUCUACACUAAUAGCUCUGGAAAACCUGCAGUAGAACCACCACAAGAGCAGCAGCAAGGGCAGGAGGACAGUCUCCCACGUACAGGACAAGAUGAGAUUAUUAGUACUGCUCAAGUGGCUGAAGAUGGCCACAAUGAAGUCCAGCUUGGUCAAACAUCUAAGCUUCAGGAAGUUCCUGAGGAAAAAAAAAUGGAAGCACUUUCAUCCAAGGAUGAGCAUCUGCAAACAUUCGGCCCCAGAACUGCUGUGUCUGAUGACGCAGAGAGCAUGAGUAUGUUUGACAUGAGAUGUGAAGAAGAAGCUGUGGCUCAGCCUCAUAGCAAAGCUCGCCACGAGAAGCUGCAGAAUAUACACAACCAGCUGAAAGAGGACGAGACAAGAUGGCAAGAUGACCUGGCUCGGUGGAAGAGUCGUCGAAGGAGUGCUUCACAGGAUUUGAUUAAAAAGGAGGCUGAGAGAAAGAAAAUGGAGAGGUUAUUGGCUGGAGAUGGAAUGAGUGAGCGCAGAAAAAGCAUCAAAACCUACCGAGAAAUCGUGGAGGAGAAAGAGAGAAGGGAGCGGGAGCUUCACGAGGCAUACAAGAAUGCAAAGACACAGGAGGAGGCUGAGAGCAUCCUCCAGCAGUACACUGAAAGAUUCACUAUCAGUGAAGCUGUCCUUGAGCGUCUGCAGAUGCCAAAAAUUCUGGAAAGAAGCCAUUCAGUGGAACCAAAUUCCCCACUGAAAGACCCAAAUCCUCUGAGAUAUUUAAGGCAACAGUCACUUCCUGCUCCAAAAUUCACUGCCACAAUUGAAGCAACCAUUGUUCCCACCACUGAACUAGAGCCCAGCAGUUCAACAGGACGCACAUCUCCCAGCAAAAGUGUCUCCAAGGCUGUGCCUAUGCUGACACCCAAGCCUUACUCACAACCCAAAAAUACACAGGAAGUUUUAAAGAACUUUAAGGUAGAUGGAAAAGUCAGCAUGAAUGGAGAAAAUGUCAACGGCAUGGAAGAAAAGGAUAAAGAAUGUACAACAGUAAUAUUUACUCCUUCACCAGCCAGAUCUCUGAAAUUUGAUGGAGUAGCCAGAGGGGACAAGCCCCCGGUAGAGUUGAAGAAGGACCCCCCAAGUGUUGAGCUCAGUUUACAGAGGCCUGCCACUCAGAGUGUGCACAAAGAGCCAACAGCCUCCCCAGUGGAACUGGAUGGAGCUGACAGCCUGCAAGCCGAGCCCAGCCCCAGCAGUGAGGCACCUGCCCCCCUGGAGUGCCCAUCCCCAGAUCAAAAGCAAUUCAAGUCAACUGCAGCUUGUGCCAGCCCUGUUGUGAAGAGAUUAGAAUUUCUUCCCAGUCCUGUCUCUUCAGAGGAAACUGCUUCAAGCAAGAAAGAUGUGAAGAUAGCUGAAACAGAGCAACAGAAGGAAGCAGCACUCCCUCCGACACAGGAGGUGAUUAAAGCAAAAGCUCUGGAAGAAAAGGGGAGUGUAGUGCUGCCAUUUUUAAAGAAACUACCUGAAACCAGCCAAGUUACUCUGCAUAACCCUGGUCUACAAGCUGAUUCUGAUGCUGGUGAUAAAUCAAAUCGUUUCAAUUUUUGGGCCUGGGAUCCAGAAGAAGAGCGAAAGCGCCAGGAAAGGUGGCAGCAUGAGCAAGAGCGCUUGCUUCAGGAGAAGUAUCAGAAGGAGCAGUGCAAGCUGAAGGAGGAAUGGGAAAAGGCCCAGAGAGAAGUUGAAGAGGAGGAGCGUAGAUACUAUGAGGAGGAGCGCAAGAUAAUUGAGGACACUGUAGUUCCAUUCAUUGUUUCUUCAAACUCUGCUGAGCUCCUCUCCUCUUCUUCCUCUACCACUGAAGGAAACAAGACUGUGAACUCAACUGAUUCAAACAGCUGUCCAGGGGAAGGCAAACAAAAAGAAGUUGCAAAGCAGAAAAAGCUGCUCUGGGAGCAGGACAGUAUGUCAUCUCUGAAAAGCAAGGAAAGUGAACUCUGGCAAGAAAAGAGGAGCGGAAAUAAAGUGCUCUCAGGGUACCCAGAGACUGGUGUCUUGAAAGGAGGAAGUGAACAGGAGCACCACUUGCCAGUGAUGGAGCGCAGCUCACCUGCCAGACUGAAUCUGCCACUGACUCAGGAUGAGAAUGUCUCCUGGAAUCAUCAGCUGCUGACAAAGCGAUCUCCGCAGUGCACCGAGGACGUUCGGCAGAGACCAUUCCUUGGCCAGACUGUGGGACAGCAACCAAACUCCACGGGGGAAGCAAGGAGGGUUGGGUAUCAUGAGAACUUCCGAUCUGGGCCGUCAUCCCCCUGCUCUCCUGCUGCUCUAAGUCAGUCACCCAACAGGUCUGUCAGUGGGAAGAAGCUUUGUUCUACCUGUGGUCUCCCUCUUGGAAAAGGAGCUGCCAUGAUUAUUGAAACACUCGGUCUUUAUUUCCAUAUUCAGUGCUUCAGGUGUGGUGUUUGCAAGGGACAGCUGGGAGAUGCAGCGAGUGGCACAGAUGUCAGGAUUAGAAAUGGUCUCCUUAACUGCAACGAUUGUUACAUCCGAUCCAGAACUGCUGGACAGCCAACUACAUUGUGACAUGACUUUCAGUCCUCGUAACUUUCAAGAAGGAACUCUCUUCUCAUAUGUAUCGGCUGCCUCCAGACAAUCACUUGUAAAAGCUUGAAUCCAUGGACAUGAUGGCUCUCAUCUCGUUUUUAAAAACUCACAAAAAAGCUGCACCUGCUCCUUUGAAAUGCAAUAUGUUGGUUUUUGCUUCCUUAAAAAAUUUGCAAAGUAUAUAUGCCCAUGUUUGGGAAGGCAAAGCCUAAGCACUAUGAAUAAAAACAAAACCACUUUCAGGUAUGCUUAUGA